Molecule: messenger RNA, 2733 nt
Organism: Dovyalis caffra
Lineage: Eukaryota; Viridiplantae; Streptophyta; Magnoliopsida; Malpighiales; Salicaceae
Source: the annotation of a GenBank genome assembly
AUGGUUGCAAACAAAUCAAACAAUUUGGGUUUCGAGCAUAAGGAAAAUGAAAACAACACUGUGUCAAUGCUUAAGGAGUCAUUCUUGAAGGCCUUCAAGGGGCAGGACCUUGUUAUUGGGAAUGUUGGAGACUCGAGAGCGCUGUUAGGUACCGGAGAUACAGAUGACUCUCUCAUUUCGGUUCAGUUGACUGACGACCACAAGCCGAAGCUUCCAAAUAUAAGGAUUUUAAGGGAGAGUUGUACUUCAAUGGCUUCAGAAGCCAUGGAUGUAGCAGAUGCAUGUCCAACUGAGGAUAUUGUUGCUGCAUUAUUAGAAUACCUGGUUGAUCCAAAACUACAAGGAAAAUCUUCAGCUCAGGGAGAUAUAUCACAAAUUGCCCAGGAAUCAAUUGCAAAACAGCAGCACAAUGGCUUCAUCCGAAGCAAACCAGGUGAAUGGAGGGGCAUUGGGGAUGGGUUUCGCUUACACCAACCAUGUUCCAUGUGGUAUAAUGCUAUAAAGAAACCUACAAACCUUGCAUCAAACUCUAUGGAAACUGAAAUUCCCUUUCCUAUUUCAUGUACCAUAAUGAUCGACCUUCGGGGUAGCGUUCAUGCAGUUGUUUUAUUGUACAACUACUACCACAGGAAACAACAUCCUCAGCUUGAAUUUUUAUGUUUUGAGAACUUCUGCAAGCUAGCUGUGGUUGUCAAACCUGCUUUGUUGGCACAUGUAAGACUCUUCCAAAGAUCAAAUGACACUGAGUCUCAACCAUUUCCAUUGAUGGAGGAAAGAAUUAUGGAGGCAUGUAGCAUAUCUAUGAGUUUAGAUGCAUCGGAAGACGAUCUAAACAUUGAUGGAUGGCCAAUUUCCAAGGUUGCAGUUUUUUUAGUAGACUCCAGGAAGGAGAAUUGCUUUUUGCAGUUUGGUUCCAUCACUGAUGGGGUCUGGUCAGUGAUUGAGAAAGAUGUAGAUGGCUCUAAUGACAGUCCAAAAGGUACCAUGGAUUCUAAUCCUGUAACUGUAAACAAAAAGAAACGAAUUAUUAAAAAACCUUUGAAAGGUAAAUCGAGCAGUAAUGGAGCUGGCUUUCAGCAGUUUGCGUUUUCAGCUGUCAAGGAAGCAACAGGUAUUGAUCAGAGUGACCUUAUGGUUUUGGAAAGCCAUGUCACAUAUUCUACAAGUAAAGAAAAGACAGCUGCUUAUUUUUAUAUAAUGCAAUUAACCAAAGCAGACAACAGCGUUGCACUUCAAACUCCGAUUGAGGAUGCUAUAAAUAGCUUGCAGGGCCCUCUGGCCAUAAAGAAUUCGAUCUGGUGGACACAUACCUCAGUUGUUGAGUACUUUCAUUUGCUUCCUUAUGCUGAGGUUCUAUCAGACUGGCUUUUGAGGGAAGGGCUUUCUAAUCGUGUGCAAGUUCAAAGUGGGGGAUUGGAAACUGUAAAUGUAAGCAGCACUGAUAGGACUGAAAGACCUUGUGAAGCAGAAGUCUCAGAAAGAUUUCAUAAUCAUGUAAAUGAUAGUGCCGCAGAGCUUCGUGGCAGUGAGGCCAUAGCUCGACCUUUAAAGCACAAUGACAACACUGGAUGUCUUGGCAGUGAGAUGAAUUCAUUAAAGCAGAAUGACAAUGAUACAUGUUGCAUGGUUGAUUCGACUGGUGAUGAUGAUAGGCCUCGGAAGAUAGAUGUGGAUGAAUCUCCUGUGGCACGUACCCAAAAUAAAUACAAAAGAAGAAAUGUUUCUAGCAAAUACCAACCUCAAAAGUGCCUGAAGAAGACAAAUACAGCGGUUAAGUGUUUAAAGGGCUCGACAAGUAAGAAGAUGGAAACUGUGGAGAAGUGUUCAAAGGGCUCCACAAGUGAUGAUAAGAUUAAUGCUGACAUGGUUGAUCAGACAAUAAGUCAGAAAAUUACUGGAUGCACGGGUGCAGUUGUUGCCAGUGGAAACAAAAACUGUAAUUACUGGAUGCAUGGGUGCAGUAAGAAUAUGGAAACCGUGGAGAAGUGUUCAAAGGGCUCAACAAGUGAUGAUAAGAUUAAGGCUGACAUGGUUGACCAGACAAUAAGUCAGAAAUUUACUGGAUGCACAGGUGCAGUUGUUGCCAAUGGAAACAAUAACUGCAACAAUAUUGAUGCCAAUGGAAACAAAAAUUGUAACAAUAUCGUUGCAGAUCAAGAUAGGUUGCCUGCAACUGAUCAUGCUGUGGUUAAAUGUCAAUCCAACUCCAAGGAUCUUGUCAAAUUAUGCACCGUUUUAGCUUCGAAGGAUAAGGAACUUUCACAUACUGCAUUGACAUUUGUUUUAAGCAGAAGGGAUAAAUUGUCUCUGCAGCAACGAGACAUCGAAGAUCAGAUUGCUCAGUGUGAUAAAGACAUCGAGACAAUUUUGAAGGGUGGUGAAAAUAAUUUGUCCCUGAAGAUAGAAUCCCUUAUAGAAGGCUGUAAUGGCAUAUCCCUGAGAAAUGCUUCUCGGGAAAGGGCUUGUGAGGACCAAUGCUCGUCUCCAUCUGUCAAGAGGAAGAGUUUGCCUGACACUGACUUGGAUGAUGUUUGUUACAAGCACAACUGGAUUUUACCUACUUAUCAUGUGUCAUCACAAGACGGUGGAUUCCAAGCUAAUGUAACUGUUAAAGGAACAGAUUUCAAGUGGUCGAGUGGGGGUGACCUGUGUCCCCGCCCCCGUGAAGCGAGGGAAUCAGCUGCGCAACGGAUGUCGGCCAGACUGCAAAACAUGCCAAACAACUCUUCGUAG